GCCGUAAAACAGUCGUUUUUGUCGUAAAGCGCAACCAAGGUCUCUGUUCAUAUAAACAAACGACAGCAUCAGCUGGGCGAAUUCAUCAUCAGUUUUCACGUUAUCACGUGCAUUGGCGGCAAUGGCGGCGUCUUCUUCGUCCUCCUCGGCCGGAGGCGUGAGCGGAAGCUCGGUGACUGGUUCGGGAUUCAGCGCCUCCGAACUUAUCCCUCCCAGGAAGGUCCUGUACACUUAUCCCAAAGGAGCUGGUGAAAUGAUGGAAGAUGGCUCAGAUAGGUUUUUAUGUGAGUCGGUAUUCAGCUACCAAGUGGCGUCGGCACUAAAGCAGGUCAAACACGAUCAACAAGUUUCCCGCAUGGAGAAGCUGGCAAGCCUGGUCGAGGAGCUGGAAGCGGACGAGUGGCGGUACAAGCCAAUCGAACAGCUCUUGGGGUUCACGUCGUCGUAAACAAAAGCGCAUACCGACACGCCUUUUGGGGUUUUGGACAUCAAGGAUUUUUUUUGUGUGUAUUUUAUCUAAUAAAA
Hippocampus comes (tiger tail seahorse) is the source of this 525-nucleotide messenger RNA. RefSeq names its product anaphase promoting complex subunit 16 (gene anapc16). Gene Ontology annotation, biological process: protein ubiquitination. The transcript has 4 exons. The record is from RefSeq and is a predicted model, not a curated record. Bases 122 to 448 code for a protein of 108 amino acids. Gene Ontology annotation, cellular component: anaphase-promoting complex; kinetochore; cytosol. Lineage: Eukaryota; Metazoa; Chordata; Actinopteri; Syngnathiformes; Syngnathidae.